This is a messenger RNA of Didymella exigua CBS 183.55, 2030 nucleotides long. RefSeq names its product glycoside hydrolase family 1 protein. The record is from RefSeq and is a predicted model, not a curated record. Gene Ontology annotation, molecular function: beta-glucosidase activity. The transcript has 4 exons. NCBI's taxonomy places the organism in Eukaryota, Fungi, Ascomycota, Dothideomycetes, Pleosporales, Didymellaceae. Gene Ontology annotation, biological process: carbohydrate metabolic process. Bases 100 to 1887 code for a protein of 595 amino acids.
GUCUUGCCUCGAUACUCUGUAGGAUCUGUGUUGCUCUUAAGUACCUACCAGUUCCAUCAAACUUGCUCUGAGGCAAUUUCAGCUUCCAACUGAGUCGCGAUGUCCCAGCCAAUCUCCUUGCUUGGUCUUCUUGUAGCUAUUACGCCUCUGGCACGAGCACAGUACAGCGAUAGCUCCACACCAUCCUUUACGCUGCCGUCCGGCUACACUGUGUCCAGCUUCAACAACUCCGCACAACCCACAGCAUACAACCGCAGCGAUUUCUCACCCAAUGCCCUCGCGUCGCUUUGGGAUCUCGUAGGCCCUGUGGCCACUGGUCCAGUGACCAGUACAGCUUCUCCGACACCAGAACCCACGGCGUAUGCUCAGCCAGAUGGCGAGGUCUUCCAUCCGUUCGUCAGUAGUAGCUACCCAGAGGCGAAAGAUUUGAAGCUUCCUGCUGGCUUCAAGUGGGGAUUUAGCUCCUCGGCAUAUCAAAUUGAAGGUGCCGCGAAGGAUGAGGGGAAAGGACCGAGUAUCUGGGACUUGCUGUCUCACCGCGUUCCGAACUUUGUCAGCGACAACUCUACAGGAGAUGUAGUUGCGAGUAAUUACUGGCUUUACAAGCAAGACAUUGCGAGACUCAAGGGGCUGGGCAUACCUGCAUUUAGCCCCAGUUUCUCGUGGCCGCGCCUCUUCCCCUUCGGCCAUGGACCGGUCAAUGAACAAGCGGUGCAGCAUUAUGACGAUGUCAUCGCCGAGAUGCACGCCAACGGCAUUACACCCGCUAUCACUCUCUUCCACUGGGACACACCUCUCGCUCUGUUCACCGAGUACGGCGCCUGGACCGACCGACGCAUUGUCGAUCACUUCUUCAACUAUGCCAAGUUCGUGAUUUCUCGUUAUGACGAGUAUGUGGAUGAGUGGUUCACCAUCAAUGAGCCACAAUACUGCAACUGGCAAUACUCCUACUAUCCAGCUGGAAAGUACUACCCAGCGCCAAAUAACGUCACCGGCGGUCCUGAGGCCCGCUUCCUAUGCGGUCACCACACGCUGCUAGCACACGCCAAGGUCGCAAAGUGGUAUCACAACGAGUUCAAAGGCCGCCACAGAAUCACCUUCAAGAACAGCGGCAACUAUUACGAAGCCAAUAGCACAUCACCCGGCGACGAGGAAGCACGACAGCGCAACUUCGACUUUAGCAUCGGUUGGUUUGGAGGACCCUGGACUGAUGGCGACUACCCGGCCUCUCUGAAGUUAACGCUAGGCGACCUGCUGCCCAAUCUUACACAAGAAGAUAAAGACAUGAUCAAAGGAUCCUGUGACUUCUACGCAAUCGACCCGUACAGCUCCUUCCUCGCCUAUGAGGUCGACGGCGGCCUCGAAGCUUGCGUGUCCAAUCGCUCGCACCCGGGCUUCCCGGACUGUGCCGGCAGCACGAGUCUCGCACCGAAUGGGUUCCCGAUUGGCCCAGCUGCGGAUCCGGCAAUGAGCUGGUUGUACAGCGCGCCGUCCGGCGUGAGACGGUUCUUGAAACAUAUCACUACCGAGCUGUUUCCUAGUAUUCCGGAUAUCGUGGUCACCGAAUUCGGGUUCGCGGAGCCGUUUGAGAGCCAGUGGAAUACUCUGGCCCCCGCGCUGUGGGAUCUGCGCAGAGCGGAUUAUUUGCAGCAGUAUCUGGAUAACAUUCUAUUGGCUAUCCAUGUGGAUGGGGUGAAUGUUACUGGGGCGUGGGGAUGGGCGAUCUUUGAUAACUUCGAGUGGGGCUUGGGCACGAGUGUGAGGUUUGGACUGCAGUACGUGAACUACACGAGCUUGGAGAGGACACCGAAGGCCAGUGUGUUCCAGUUCUUGAAUUGGUUUAAGGAACAUGAGGAGACGGGUAAUGCGACGAUGCGAAUGGUAUGAGAAGAACAAGGUUCUCCAGAAGUGAGACUUACAUCUGUUACCGGAGUCGCAUGUAACGUAAAGUUCGAGAAGGAUUAUAGAUGAGGCAAUCCCACAGACAGUCAUCCGUUUCGCGGAUCAAAACUUGAGAAGGUAAUAUGAAC